This is a messenger RNA of Ooceraea biroi (clonal raider ant), 5718 nucleotides long. RefSeq names its product ubiquitin-conjugating enzyme E2 Q2. The record is from RefSeq and is a predicted model, not a curated record. Lineage: Eukaryota; Metazoa; Arthropoda; Insecta; Hymenoptera; Formicidae.
AGUCGCCAUUUUGUCGGGUAGUCAUCGGGAUCGCCGUGUGUCUCUCUCAUCCCGGGUUAUUUCGUCCGUAUUUCGUCCGGACGGGGAUUGGAACGCCGUUGGACUCGGGUACGCGCUGCCCUGCUCGCACGUUACACCGCAAAUGGCUUGUCUGAACACUCUCAAGCAGGAAAUCAAAACGCUCGAAUCCGUCUUCCCCAAGAGCCAUGAGAGGUUUCAGAUAAUGUCUGCGAGCGUGGACGAGCUCAGCUGCAGAUUCGUCGGUAAAAAUGGGAAGAAGUACGAAAUACACGCCAAUAUCACAGAAACUUAUCCUUCUACACCGCCAGUUUGGUUUGCCGAAUCGGAGGAGACUAGUGUUACGAACGCUGUACAAAUUUUAAGUAACACAACGGGACGUGACAACCACGUGAUCAACCAAGUUGGAAUCCUCCUGAAAGAACUGUGCAGACUACACUCGUUACCAGAACCGCCAGACGUGGAGAGACUCAGAACCGCUUUGGACCCUUUACGUCUAGGAGUCUCAAAUGAAGCCGUGGCACAAAGGAUGGACGCGGAGGACAUAGACGAUAUCGAUGAGGAUGAAGAGAGCGAGACUGAGGAGGACCUCCAUCUAGACAUGGACGAAGGAGACGCUAACUCUAAGAAUAAGGGCGAAGAAAUGGAUUUGGAACAUCUUGCGACACUGGAAAGGUUGAGACAGAAUCAGAGACAAGACUAUUUAAAAGGAUCUGUUUGCGGAAGUGUGCAAGCCACCGAUAGACUCAUGAAAGAACUACGUGAUAUAUACCGAAGUGACAGCUUUAAAAAAGGAAUGUAUAGCAUAGAACUAGUAAAUGACAGUUUGUACGAAUGGAAUAUCAGGUUGAUGUGCGUAGAUCCUGAUUCACCACUUCAUAGCGAUCUCAUUCUUCUGAAAGAGAAAGAAGGCAAAGACAGUAUUCUCCUCAACAUGCUUUUUAAGGAAACUUACCCGUUCGAACCUCCGUUUGUGAGAGUCGUACAUCCCAUUAUUUCCGGUGGUUAUGUCCUUGUGGGAGGUGCGAUUUGCAUGGAACUCCUCACGAAACAGGGAUGGAGUUCGGCGUAUACAGUGGAAGCUGUUAUAAUGCAGAUAUCGGCAACUUUGGUGAAGGGAAAAGCACGUAUACAGUUUCAAGGAUCAGGUGGUGCCGGUAAAGUGUGUGGUGGACAAGGCCAGUACAGUUUGGCACGUGCCCAACAGUCAUUCAAGUCCCUUGUACAAAUACAUGAAAAGAAUGGUUGGUUUACACCCCCCAAGGAGGAUGGCUAAUGAACAGCAUUCACCAAGUAUCGAAAAUACGACACGUGCUUACAGCUGAGACUUUAAUUCGGUGUGUGCCCAACAAGUAACUGUUAUGAUAAUGAUUUGAUACACAAACACAACAGUAACUAGGUAACUUAAGAUACUGAAUUAAUCUAAACGUGUAAUAUUCCUUUGAUGGCUAAAAAGGCUGCCGUGCACUUUGGUUCCGUAUUCAUAUAUUUUCGAUCAUUAGCCAUUAGAUUAGCAAAUCGUAUUGGACGUGAGGUAUCAUUUUCACACGCAGAAGUGAUUCUUAUGUUUUCAGAUUUCCCCUCCCCAAUAUCACAAUGCGAUAUAGUAAUUUUAAUAUUCCUUCAAAAUAUCAUAUGUUGUACGUGCGAAACAGUAUAAAUAUUCUGAAAAAUUGCGUUUGCGCAAUCGUGCUUCCUGCCUUUUCAAACGGGAGGAGAUUAUAAUUAGCAUUUUAGAUUGAUAAUACUGCAGAGAUUUUUUAAUGUUUUUCUUUUAUUAUUUAAUUAUUGUAAGUAUUACUUUCGUUUUUUCUAAAAAUGAUUCUUCCCUGUGCAAUCCCGUGACAACGUUAUUUACGAAUAUACGUAAACGACUAAAAGCAUAAAUGACGAAAAUGAGGUAUAGUGAAAAUGCAUCUCUUCAAGAAAAAUGGAUAUCACUUUUAUUUUUAAAGUCCUUUUAUCAAAUAUUUCGCAAGUGAUAUCCAAAUUAUGCGAGCGCACAACCAAAGCAUUUCUCAACAAACUCUUUUGAAAGAAAAUGUCCAAGUAGACUGUAAAAGCGUAGAGUUUUUUCUUUUUGACACACAUGUCGGGAGGCUCUAGAGAGUACGAUCGAAGUAUCAUAAAGUUAUUCACAAACUUUUCAGACUCGCUCGAUUAAAUGUGUUUUUUAAAGCUAAUUUUCUCUACAUCAACAUUACUCAAGUCAGAGGUUUGACACGUGAAGCGAUAUUUUUUUACAUUCGGCAAAUAGUAUAUCGUAGCAUUGUUAAAUUAGAUGAGACGUAGAGCCUUGCAAUGCUUUUAUCGUACACACCAUGAUAAUUAAUGUGGAUGUUCAUCUUUGGUGUAGAAAAUAAGGGUAAAGCAAAUACUAAUAUAUAAGUGCUCUAGAAAUAUAUCUUUUUUUUUCCUCUUAACGUAGUAAACAUUCCAAAAGUUUGCGUUAAAUUUUUGCUUUGCAAUAAAGUUGGGAUAACUUAUAGCUUUCUAUAACAUAUGUUAUAUGUUAAUAAGAAUUCGGAAACUGUAUAGAUGUACAUAAUAAUGUAAGUACUCUUUAGAGUCUUUUUAUCGAAGGACAUAAAUGCAAUAGAGAGGAGUUUAAAGGUUCUGGUUGUGUGUUUCAUCGAAAUCAAUGAUUUAGGUUCUUUAUCAUUUCCUGUACGACACAAUUAUCACUACUGUAAGGCGUUUUGUUCAUACGCAAACUGUUAAUAAGAGAUGCGCAUGAUAAAUCCUUAUUUGAAAGAAUUAAUUCUCAUGUACAAAUUUGUUUUUGAAGAAUUGUCAGAUCGGUGCAAAUAUUAGACUUUUUCACACAGUUACAGUACAGUUAAUAGAGAGAAUUUCUCUUCGAGGAGCUAAUUUUGUGAAUAUGCUAAUAAUCAGCUAUCGUUUGUACGAGGAGUAAAUGGCCAAAGGUGUUAUGUAUACGCUUCUAAAGCGGAUUUGUCCAUUAGAAUUAAUAACGGAUUUUCGUGAUGUAUUUGUAACUUUAGUGAUUCUAAUUUUCAUUAUACCAAUCAUACAUGAAAAAUGUCCAAAUGCCCAUUUUCACAAAAAUCGUCUUGUAUCUGCUAUUGUUGAAUACAUUUUUUUUACAUUAUGGCAAGUUGCGCAAAGUUAAGUUAAUGAGAACGUCAAUUGAUAAUCGCUUCAAUAUUACUCGAAUUUAUAUUGCAUUUCUAGACAUUUAUGCAAUUUGUUUCGUACAUACAUACAUAUAUACUUACAUAAACACACUCUUGAUCACAUACACGCGCGCAUACGUAUACAUAUACACGUACAUACAUACAUAUGCAUAUGCAUUCUGUUCCUUAUGCUUCAUCUUCCUACGUAAUUUCGAAGUUUUUGUAACUACCAUGUUCAUAAGUAGGAGCAAUUGUAAUAAUUCUAUAAGGAUGAAAACUUUUUUAAUUUGUGUUGUGUGUGUGUAAGUAUCGAACAUAACAACAACAACAGUCUGAUCAAACGUUAAUUGUACUUCAGGGAUUUUUCGUUUCAAGUAUCAUUAUUUUGAUAUGUUAAUAAUAUUACUAGAAUAUGCGUCUGAGAAUUAUUAUUGCAUUUGCUCUCGUUAAGAUAAAUGGAUAUACCUGAACGCCUAUUAAUCGUACGGAGAUGGAGCAGUACAUAUGUUAUUGGCAAUAACGCAUGUACAAUGUAUUAGUACACGUGACUAUCGGUAUAACUGAAUCGAGUAGCGUGGGUCACUAGUUUCGUUCGUGGUACAGUUAAAACUUAUUUGUGAGCGAAUCAUAUAAGCACACACAUACGCACGUACACAGUGAUAUGUGUGUAUCGUCACGUAAACGAUAGAUUUUUAAGUGUAGGUGUGCGAUCAUCAAGCUCGUUGUCAGUGGGUACUACGAUUUGUACAGCCGCGCCCGUUUGACACCGAGCCCAGUUGUUCGACGUCGUUAAAUGUUAUGUUCUUUGCCAAAACCUUCUUCGUGUCGUCUGUUAAGUUUUUCUUUUGUAAUGUAAUCGUAUAUUUUUUUGCGCGCGGGAGCAACGUGACAUGUAUAUUUUUGCUACAAAUAUCGUUAAGGCUCUUUAUUUUCUUACAACAUUCGACCCUUGCCGAUAUUCGACGUGACGAUAUCAGAAAUCUCAGAGCCUCGUGUAAGGUCGACAUGUUGCAUGCAAUUAGUUCGAAUUAAUUAAUUACGUUUAAUUUAAUGAACAAGAUAUUCCGACUUAACGGACGAGAGAGAUGCGUAAUGAGAUAAGAAAAUCGUUCUGUGCGAUUCCGUGUCGAGCUUCGUUCCGGAUUAUUAUUAUUAUAAACGUCCUACUUUCUUAUUUUAUUUCGAUGAAAAAAUGUGCGCUCCGAAAGCCACAAGUGGAAGCUUGAAUUGAACCGGAUGUUACAUAAUUGUGCGAAAUACAUUUCUCAAAUCUCUCGUAGAUUACGUGCAGUGAUAGGCGUCAAAUUUUCGACGUUAUAUUCGAAGCGAUCUUUCUAUUUGAAGACUGAUAUAAACGGAACUUAAACGUUCUUUUCUUCCACGUUACAUUUACGAAAUGUGUCUUUCACGCGAGACUUCGAUUCGUGAGCACGGGAAUAAAGAAAAGGUACUUGAGAAAUCUUUCUGCGUCGAAUGGGGCUUUCUAUGCAUUCUCGAAUGUGUAAAACACUUGGGGAAUGCAUCAAAUGAAAUAUCGAUUCUUAAGAUUUUUUCUACCAAGGCAAGUCCUUUAAUUGGGAAGAUAGACUCGAUCACAAAGUGUAUUUGUGGCAAAAAUAGUCGUUUAAAGUCUCUUCUAAUUCAUUUGUUCACUUUUCACGUUUUUUUUUUACUAUUACUGUGGAUAUCCAUUAAGUGAAUACGAAUUGAUCGAUUGACGUAAUGACGAAAUGUUUCUUUUUGUUUAAAGGGAGAGCACCCGGUUCACGCGGAACACGAAUAAGUGACCGAAACCCGAUAGAUAGAGCAAUGAUAUAAGCAUAGACGGAAAUCGUUACACCUGGUACCUGGUCAUCGAAACGAUAUUCCAAUCAAGAUAAAACGACAACUAAACGAAUCCCCGUUUCGCUUGAACCGUGGUAUUUUAAUCGUAUCGGUUUGAUACUCGGGACAUAACUUGGCUUUGUGUAUCGUGUUAAGUAAUAUGAUAUGACUUAACUCUCAUAUUAUAACAAUUUCUGACGAGGGUAUAGACUUCCGGAUCGAAGCAGCGUGCAUACAUCGUACACGUCGGGAGUGGAGUGCGAUCAAAAUUCAUUUUCUCGCGUCUUUUUCGUUGCAGCUUGUCGCGCGUAUUCAUCCCCUCGCCCCCCUUCCCGCGAACAUUUUUAUCAAGUAUUCGUGAUUCCUCCGCGACGUGGGCGAUGUUCUACGAGUCUAAACCCAUAAGUUAAACUUACGUCUCUACUCUGUCUGCGUACCUACUUGCGUAAUUAACUCAUCAGUCAAACUGUGCGAUCGAUUAAUCCUUUUGUUAAUCGGUCGCGUCGUCUCAUUCAUGUCAAUCUAUAAUCUUAAGAUUAGUCUCUACUAUCCUAAAUCUGCUCCACUUGUAUAUCGUACCAUUACCGAUUUGAGUGAAAGUUUCCAUAAUUCUAAUAUAUCGAGCAUUAUACUUUCUCUCUUUCUUUCUCUCACACCACAAUUUCACGUUAAGUUACGUUAAUUAUUGUUUAAGAGAAACGCUACGAAACACAGAAAAUAAAGAUUUUAAUAAAAAACU